Onychostruthus taczanowskii (white-rumped snowfinch) is the source of this 2295-nucleotide messenger RNA. It is a transcript of the gene CARS2, whose product is annotated as cysteinyl-tRNA synthetase 2, mitochondrial. Gene Ontology annotation, molecular function: cysteine-tRNA ligase activity; ATP binding. NCBI's taxonomy places the organism in Eukaryota, Metazoa, Chordata, Aves, Passeriformes, Passeridae. Gene Ontology annotation, cellular component: cytoplasm. The transcript has 16 exons. Bases 1 to 2205 code for a protein of 734 amino acids. Gene Ontology annotation, biological process: cysteinyl-tRNA aminoacylation. The record is from RefSeq and is a predicted model, not a curated record.
AUGCGCGAGGGCCGGUCUGGCUGGAGGGCGGGAGGGGAGGAAAAGGGAAGGAGGGAGAGGGCCCGAGCGGACGAGUUUGCUGCGGCUCCCUUAUCCCGCGCGGUGGCGAGGGAAGGGUCACCGGGGGACGCCGCCGGGGGCUGCGUUGUACAGGAGGCCGGCGGCGGAACGCCCCCGCUCCGAUGGUUGCCGGCGGACAGGGCUUACUGCCGGCGAGGAGGAGCAGAAGGAGAGCCCGAGUACAGCCCUGUGCCGCCCGCUUUCUCCCCGCCACAGUGUCCCGGCGGCCGUGCGGAGGAGCCCCGCUGCGGUCAACAUUGUCUUUGUGUCCUGGAGUCGCUGCCGUGUCCCGGAGCCUGCAGGCUCUGCCCGGAUCGGGGAGCCAGGAGCGGGGAAGGCGGGGCUGGAAAGACCUUCCCCCGCUCUGCUGAAGCAAAACAACCGGGACCCGGCCGGCCCAGGCCGCGCACCGCGGGCUCACCCCAGCAGCGCUCCGCGGACGGCGGCCGGAGCGGUCGGAGCGGAGCAGAGCGGCCCGACGCUGCCCCCGCCCGGGGGCAGGCGGGGGCGCGGCGGUGCUCGGGCGCUGCGCGGCGGCGGCAGUGGGCGCCUCCGGCGGGGCGCGACAGCGGAAUCGUGGCUUACAACAGCCGGAGCCAGAGCAAGGAGCCGCUCGUGCUGGCCACGGAAGGAGUGGCGACCUGGUACAGCUGCGGGCCGACAGUGUAUGACCAUGCACACCUCGGGCACGCCUGCUCCUAUGUUAGGUUUGAUAUAAUUCGAAGGAUAAUGACAAGGUUUUUUGGAAUUGAAGUUAUCAUGGUGAUGGGGAUCACAGACAUAGAUGACAAGAUAAUAAAAAGAGCCAAUGAGAUGAAUAUGUCACCAGUAGCUCUUGCUCGUAUUUAUGAAGAAGACUUUAAACAAGAUAUGGCUGCCUUAAAGGUCCUUCCUCCUACGGCAUAUAUGAGGGUGACUGACAAUAUUCCUCAAAUAAUUUCCUUUAUAAAAACAAUAAUUUCCAGUGGACAAGCUUAUGCAACCUCGCAAGGCAAUGUUUAUUUUGAUGUUAAAUCCUGGGGAAAAAGAUACGGAGUGUUCACUGCUAUUAACCCUGAUACCCAAGAUGAAGCAGUUGAUUCUGAUAAACGACAUGGUAAAGAUUUUGCCCUGUGGAAGGCUGCCAAGCCUCAAGAGCUAUCUUGGAAUUCUCCCUGGGGAAAAGGACGACCUGGAUGGCACAUUGAAUGUUCCACAAUAUCAAGUGCAGUGUUUGGAAAGCAGCUGGACAUCCAUACCGGUGGAAUAGAUCUUGCAUUUCCUCAUCAUGAAAAUGAAAUUGCCCAGUGUGAGGUGUAUCAUCAGUGUGAGCAAUGGGGGAAUUACUUUCUGCAUUCUGGGCAUUUGCAUGUUAAAGGAAGUCAAGAAAAAAUGUCAAAGUCAUUAAAAAACUACGUAACAAUUAAGGAUUUCCUGGAGAAAUGUUCGUCAGAUCAGUUCAGAAUGUUUUGUUUGCGCGGCAGAUACAGCUCAGCAGUAGAAUUUAGUGAGGAGAGCAUGGAAGAUGCAAAGAACCUUCUUCAGGCAAUCUCCUCAUUUAUUAGAGAUGCAAAUGCUUAUAUAAAAGGACAGCUGGUGUGUGACCCUGUUAGAGAAGACAUAUUGUGGGAAAGGCUAGCCAACACAAAAGUAACCGUGAAGGCUGCGUUUGCAGAUGACUUUGACACCUCCAGGGCUGUUGCAGCAAUUAUGGACCUCAUUCACCAUGGCAACAGACAGCUUAAGGCUGUUACUAAGGAUGCUGGAUCUCCUAGAAGCUCUGUUGUGUAUGGAAGCAUUAUUUCCUAUAUUGAAGGCUUUUUCAGUGCUCUUGGGAUGUCCUUUGGAGAAAGACAGGUGGCUGUGGGAGCAGACAAAUCUGCAGUGCUCUCCAAUGUCAUUGAAGAGCUGGUGAGGUUCCGCUCGAAGGUCCGGCAUUACGCGCUGGCUCUGCCGGAAACAGCAGGAGCCGAGGAACCCAAGCAGGAGCAGAAGGAGAAGAGGAAGCAGUUAAUGCAGGAGAGAAAGCCCCUCUUGGAGGCUUGUGACAGUCUGCGUGGAGACCUUGCUGCCUUUGGAAUCCACAUAAAGGACAGAGCUGCUGUUUCAACCUGGGAAAUUGUGGAAGGAGGCCAGACAGAGAAGCAGACUGAGAAAAAAAGCUGAUCCUUCAUCCUUGGACUUGUUUUUUAUUUCAGCUACUUCAGCAACUGUUGUAAAUACAAAUUCUUUCAAAAUAAAAUCUGUUGAACAGAA